This is a messenger RNA of Dichotomopilus funicola, 1197 nucleotides long. Its product is annotated as putative sphingolipid long chain base-responsive protein. The transcript is spliced from 3 exons. Gene Ontology annotation, biological process: eisosome assembly; endocytosis. NCBI's taxonomy places the organism in Eukaryota, Fungi, Ascomycota, Sordariomycetes, Sordariales, Chaetomiaceae. Gene Ontology annotation, molecular function: lipid binding. The record is from RefSeq and is a predicted model, not a curated record. Gene Ontology annotation, cellular component: eisosome filament; plasma membrane. Bases 1 to 1197 code for a protein of 398 amino acids.
AUGUCGCGCAAAAGCACCGAAAGCUCCCGGCACUUCUCUCUCUCGUCCCAGUGGAACCGCGCCCUCUCCUUCCGGUCCUCCAACCGCUCCUCCGGCGGCGGCGGCGGCAACAACAACCCCAUCACCUUCUCCGGCGCGCCCACCUCCAACACCAGCACCUUCAACCACCACCACCAACAACAGCACUCCACCCACAGCAGCAACAGCACCCGCAGCUCCCGCAAGCCUUUCUCGUUCCCCUCGCUACGCGGCAGCUCCCAGCCGGCCCUCUCCAAACGCCUCCACCGCCUGAUUAAGUCGGCCAACACCCUCGUCUCGGCCCACGAGUCCGCCGCGCGCGAGCGUCUCUCCAUCGCUACGCAACUUUCUGAAUGGGGGGAGCAGACUGCGUCUACUUCCACUCUCUCACCAGCCCCUACCAACCACCACAGCAACGGCGGUAGUAGCGGCAGCGGCAGCGGCCCCCUCCAUUCGAGCAAAGACACCGCCAUCUCCGACAUCAGCGACAAAAUCGGCGUAGUGCUCUCCGAGCUCGGCGAGCAAGAAGAAGCGUACGCAGCGCGGCUGGACGAGAGCAGGGCGGUGCUGAAGGUGGUGCGGAAUACGGAGCGCAGCGUGCAGCCGAGUCGGGAUGGGAGGCGGCGGAUUGCGGACGAGAUGGCGCGGCUGCGGGCGCGGGAGCCGCAGAGUGCACGGUUGGUGACGCUGGAGCAGGAGUUGGUGAGGGCGGAGGCGGAGAAUUUGGUGGCGGAGGCGCAGUUGGGGAAUGUGACCCGACAGAAACUCAAAGAGUCCUACACCAUCGACUUCCUCGCAACCAUCGAGCGGGCCGAGAAACAAGCCAUCCUCGCCCGCCACGGCCUGCGGCUGCUGCAGCUUAUCGAUGACCAUCCCGUGGUGCCCGGCGACGUCCGUCCGCCAUACACACAUGCGGCCCAAGCGCGCCAGAUUCUGAACGAUGCCGAGGACGACCUGCGGGACUGGACGUUGAAUGAGGCGGCGUUGCUGGGGGAGGCUGGCGGUGAUGGUAAGACUGUUAUUGUCAAUGCGGGGUGUGGUGGUGGUGGUGGUGGUGGUGGUGGUAGUCAGAUGGUGGGAGUUGGAGGUGGGAUGGGACAGGGGAAGGGGAAAGAGAAUGUUAGGCCUGGGAGGGGGACGGAGGGUAGUGAGGUGGAUGGGUUGAGUGAGAGGUAUUAA